AAAUAUUGGAUAAGCAUCUCCCGGAAGUGCGCAAUAUGUUACAAGAAAAAGACUUUAUGACACUUACUGAAGAAGAUAUAAGUUUGAAAGGAAAGGAAAAAAGAAGUUCUGAAGGAGGAAGAGAAAAUAGAUGUAAUAAAUGA
Funneliformis caledonium is the source of this 143-nucleotide messenger RNA. The record is from the annotation of a GenBank genome assembly. NCBI's taxonomy places the organism in Eukaryota, Fungi, Glomeromycota, Glomeromycetes, Glomerales, Glomeraceae.